GGAUCAAUUAACAUGCUUAAUUUCUUGAGGCUUCCUUAUCUGGCUUCUUCGAAAUUCACUAAUAAGUAAGUACGACUGUAAUAAUUCUCAACUACCUACCUACUACUUAGUUAUAUCAAGAAUUAAAUCCGAUCUGUUCCUGUACUUCAUACCUCCUCAUCUCUCCACCUCAACUUUUUCACAAAACAAACAUGGCAGACCAACUUCAGGAGUUUAUGGAUGUCCCAAAAGACUUUAUCAAAGAUGGUACUCAAUUCAUCAAUAAAUGCACAAAGCGUAAGAAUCCUCAUUUGCCGUUCUUAAUAGCACCUCCAUAUUAACACAUUAUAGCUGAUCGUCGCGAGUUCAUCAACAUCGCCCGAGCUGUCGCUAUGGGAUUUGUCAUCAUGGGCGCCGUCGGAUAUAUCGUGAAAUUGAUCCAUAUACCACUCAACAACAUAUUGGUCGGUGGCGCGUAGUUGGGCGAUGGACGAUGGACAAUGGAUAAUGGUUCCUCAGCCCCGGUGACGUGGCUAGUCAUUGGAAAUGAGGCAUGGCAUUGAAUCGAGCGAAGGCGAGCUGAAGCAGCAUGGGCAGGAUUGGCAAGAGGGGAAGAUGGGGAAGAUGGGGAAGAUGCUGGCGUACAAUGGAUGGAGUUUCACGA
Messenger RNA from Sclerotinia trifoliorum, 643 nucleotides. The record is from the annotation of a GenBank genome assembly. NCBI's taxonomy places the organism in Eukaryota, Fungi, Ascomycota, Leotiomycetes, Helotiales, Sclerotiniaceae.